UCCAAGCGAAAUUGUCCCCUGUCUCCGGAGAGGUCCAGCGAGUGGCCACGGCCACCUGGGGCCGGGGUGCGCUGGCGACCCCCGCUGGGCGCGGCCUGGCAGGACCCGCCGGCCAGCGAUCACCGUCGUGGGCGGAGGAGGCGAGGCCUGGGGCGAGCGCCGGGCUCCCACCGCCCUCUCCCCGGCGCGCAGUCCAGAAAAGGGCCCGCGGGAGGAAGCGAGAGUCCCGCCCACCGCGCCCCUCCCUCGGCCGCGGGCCAGGCGAGCGCCGCGGGGCGGUGGAGCGCGGCCGGCCGGCGGACACGCGAUGCGGGCGGUGCGAGCGCUGCGGCUGGCCCGGCCGCUCUGGGCCGCCGUGCUGGCGCUGGGGGCGCUGGCGGCCGGAGAGCCCAACAUCUGUGCUACACGAGGUGUGAGCUCUUGUCAGCAGUGUCUGGCUGUGAGUCCGAUGUGUGCCUGGUGUUCAGAUAAGAACCUGCCUCUGAGCUCACCCCGCUGUAACCUGAAGGAAAAUCUGCUGGCGGAUAACUGUGCUGUGGAAUCCAUUGAAUUCCCGGUCAGCGAGGUCCAAAUCUUGGAAGCCAGACCCCUCAGCGACAAGGGCUCUGGAGACAGCUCUCAAAUCACUCAAGUCAGUCCCCAGAGAAUUGCUCUCCGGUUACGGCCAGAUGAUUCCAAGAAGUUCUCUAUCCAAGUGCGGCAGGUGGAGGAUUACCCUGUAGACAUCUACUACUUGAUGGACCUGUCUUACUCCAUGAAGGAUGAUCUGAGGAGCAUCCAGAAUCUGGGCACCAAGCUGGCCUCCGAGAUGCGCAAGCUCACCAGUAACCUGAGGAUUGGCUUUGGAGCCUUUGUGGACAAGCCUGUGUCCCCGUACAUGUACAUCUCCCCACCAGAAGCCCUCACAAACCCCUGCUAUCAUUUGAAGACCCGCUGUUUGCCUAUGUUCGGCUACAAGCAUGUGCUGACACUGACUGACCAGAUGAACCGCUUCAAUGAGGAAGUAAAGAAACAGAGUGUAUCACGGAACCGGGAUGCCCCAGAAGGUGGCUUUGAUGCCAUCAUGCAGGCCACAGUCUGUGAUGAGAAAAUUGGCUGGAGGAAUGAUGCAUCACACUUGCUGGUGUUUACGACUGAUGCCAAGACCCACAUAGCACUGGAUGGCAGGCUGGCAGGCAUUGUUCAGCCGAAUGAUGGGCAGUGUCACAUUGGCAGUGACAAUCAUUAUUCUGCCUCCACUACCAUGGAUUAUCCCUCUCUGGGGCUGAUGACUGAGAAGCUAUCUCAGAACAACAUCAAUCUGAUCUUUGCAGUGACUGAAAAUGUAGUCAGACUCUACCAGAACUAUAGUGAGCUCAUCCCAGGGACCACAGUGGGGGUUCUGUCUGCCGAUUCCAGCAAUGUCCUCCAGCUCAUUGUUAAUGCUUACGGGAAAAUCCGUUCGAAAGUAGAGCUAGAGGUCCGUGACCUCCCUGAAGAACUGUCGCUGUCCUUCAAUGCCACUUGCCUCAACAAUGAAGUCAUCCCGGGCCUCAAGUCUUGUGUGGGGCUCAAGAUUGGAGACACGGUGAGCUUCAGCAUUGAGGCCAAGGUGCGCGGCUGCCCCCAGGAGAAGGAGAAGUCCUUCACCAUCAAGCCUGUGGGCUUCAAGGACAGCCUCACCAUCCAGGUCACUUUCGACUGCGACUGCACUUGCCAGGCCUAUGCUGAGCCUUUCAGCCACCGCUGCAACAACGGCAACGGGACCUUCGAGUGUGGGGUGUGCCUCUGUGGGCCCGGUUGGCUGGGGUCCCAGUGCGAGUGCUCUGAGGAGGACUAUCGGCCUUCUCAGCAGGACGAGUGCAGCCCUAAGGAGGGCCAGCCCGUUUGUAGUCAGCGGGGCGAGUGCCUCUGUGGCCAGUGCCUCUGCCACAGCAGUGACUUUGGCAAGAUCACGGGCAAGUACUGUGAGUGUGAUGACUUCUCCUGUGUUCGCUACAAAGGGGAGAUGUGCUCAGGCCAUGGCCAGUGCAGCUGUGGGGAUUGCCUGUGUGAUUCUGACUGGACUGGCUACUACUGUAACUGUACCACACGCACUGACACCUGCAUGUCCAGCAACGGGCUGUUGUGCAGCGGCCGGGGCAAGUGUGAAUGUGGCAGUUGUGUCUGCAUCCAGCCGGGAUCUUAUGGGGACACCUGUGAGAAAUGUCCCACCUGCCCGGACGCCUGCACCUUUAAGAAGGAGUGCGUGGAGUGUAAGAAGUUUGACCGAGGAGUCCUAUUCGAGGACAAGACCUGCAACCGUUACUGCCGUGAUGAGAUUGUGCCUGUGAAAGAGCUCAAGGACUCUGGAAAAGAUGCAGUGAAUUGUACCUAUAAAAAUGAGGAAGACUGUGUUGUCAGAUUCCAGUACUAUGAAGACUCCAGUGGGAAGUCCAUCCUGUAUGUGAUAGAAGAACCAGAGUGUCCUAAGGGCCCUGACAUCCUGGUGGUCCUGAUGUCAGUGAUGGGGGCCAUUCUGCUCAUUGGUCUUGCUACUCUGCUCAUCUGGAAGCUCCUCAUCACCAUCCACGAUCGGAAAGAGUUUGCCAAGUUUGAGGAAGAACGAGCCAGAGCAAAAUGGGACACAGCCAACAACCCACUCUAUAAAGAGGCCACAUCCACCUUCACCAAUAUCACCUACCGGGGCACUUAACAGCAAGAAGUCAUCCUCAGAUCAUUAGCAGACUAUGCCACGACAGUGGGCGUCUGUGCCAUUGUGUUUACAGAGGACAGUGUUUGCGGGUGGGAUUUGGGACCUGGAGUGGGGUGGGCUGGGAGAAUAUCAGUGUGUGAAAGUGUGAGGCUCUGUGCUUGCGUGUGUAUGUGUGUGUUGCAUGUGGGGAAAUGUGUAAUUUAAAACUGGUACUGUCUCCCCAAGCAGAGCUCAGUCUGCUUUUGUCUUCAGAAUGCCUUUGUCCUCAGGAUGCCCCCACAGGGAUUUUUCUGCUCAGCUUGAGGGCAAUCUAUGGAGCUGAGCAGGUGUUUAUUACCUCAGUGAGAGAUCAGCUUUCCCUGCCAGGUCAUUGUCCCUGAAGAAUAGGACAGGGCGGAGGUCUCUACUUCCAGAGGAAGGUACAGUAACCCUGGGCUCCAUCCUGUGUUUGUAAGUUUAUGGUUUUUGGGUCCAACUCUUACCAUCGAUGGUAGGAAUUACUGGAGUCGCAGCCCAGUUGAUUCUGUCUCCUUUCCCUUCCCUUAUGCUGAAGGGUGAGUCAGGGAAGAGCUGAACUCUCAGAGCUGCCUGUGCCUUUUGCUAUUGCUUCAGUCUAGCUGUGGUUCUUUAAUAAAGGGAGUCUUUAAUACCUAAUUCUUUGAUCUUUUGAGAGUGAGGUUCGCAGGGCUGCUCAGGGGUCAUGCAUGGCCUGGGCCUGUGUUAGUAUCCUCUAGUUCAUACUUCCUCAGAUUUGCCUCAUUUGGCAGCUGUCUUCUGGAGGUUUCUAGAAGUGUCAGCCUUAGAUUAGCACCAUCUUUUUACUGCCUCCUUCCACAUCCUCACUGUUGCAGAUAUUUGCUGCAUAUGGGAAUUCUUCUCAUGUCCAGAUGCUGUUCCUCCAAUGGAGAGUGCUAUGGUUAGAGCCAGAGGUCUGACUCUCCACUACAGACCUUCUAUGCCUUGUCCCAGACAUCUCUGCAGCCUAACUCUGGGCCUCUGUGUGCUACGUCCUUCCAUGAGGGUGGUUGCAUUUACCUACCUCUUGGGUGUUUUGUGGAGAAGUCAUUCGCAUGAGUUUGCUGAACAUAAAGGCCAGGAUGGAAUUAGGGCAAUUAUAUCAGCAUGAAUGAUUUGUUUUUCUAUGGGCUGGAUAACCUCAUUUUAACAAGUCUUUAAUCUGAGAGGUCACAAAUGCAAUUUGACUUUAUUUCUCUCACUGGGGUACCUGAAAUCAUGAUGAGGUUUUCUUGAUCUAAUGGAACAUGUAUAUAAACAUUCUUGUAUUAUAUUUGUAAUUUUAUUUGAUGACAAAGAAAGCCUUAAAAAACCCACACAGACUUGGAUGGGAGCCAAACACUCCUACUGAGCAUUAUUGGUGGCAAGUUGCUGCCCAACUGCUGGGUCUGUAAGAGGCUGUUUCUUCCUAGAAAUCCAUGGGGAUGGACAUAUGGAUAUGCUGGACUUUCCUGAGGAGGACGGUUUUUUUGUUGGCCUGGCAAGAGCAGUUGCUCUAUUGGUACUGACUUUUAGCGAACAUUAAAGACCGAGCCCCACUGCCCAAGGAAAAGAAAAAGGCCUAUAAGCAGUGGCCUGUUGACUGGAAAUCUGAGUUCUAGACUUAAUGCUGCAGCUUCAAGAAUGUUUACCAUUAAUUAGUAAGUGUUACUUACAACAUUGCGUACUUGCUUUUCCUCAGGACUCGGUUUUCUAGUUUGAAAAAUGAUGGGUUUGCACCAGUCAGACCAGUUCUUUCACUGUCAACAUUCUAAGAUGCUGGGGUUCACUGUGCCAUGAAACAUGCAUUCAAGAUCCUGUGAUGGUUGGGCCUGGGAAGCUCAGUAGUAGAGUGCAUACAAAUCUAAGGUCCUGGGUUUGAUCUCCAGCACUGACAAGAAAAGGUUCUGUGGGAUAGUACUAGUUUUUAAUUGAGAAGUUUAAGAGACUUUAAUUUUGCAACCGCAGAUGUCAUUCUCCAUCAUAUUCCUCAAUGAGAGUCACAUCCUACUUGCUUUUAGAUCCCCUGCUCCAACGUUUGUUAGCUGCAUUGUCUUCUGAUGAAGCCCUUAAGCUCUACUUUGUUAUAUUUCCUAGCUCCCUUUGUAAACAUUUGCAUUCCUAUUUUAAGAAAAAUUAGUAGGAAGAACUGUAGUUCACCCAGGUAUUAGCAUUGAGGAUAAGCCUCAAAAUUAAGAAUGAGGCCAAUGACUGAAUGUUGUCUUUCCCAUGGGUUACCCUAACUUUAGGAAAAAGGAAUAUGAUAGAGGGAUAAAUAGGGAAGGGGAAAGGAUGAUCAAAAACCCAGGGAGUUUAGAAACUGAACUAUAACCUUUGGCUAAUGAUACAGAGUGCAUGAGAGGAGUAGUUGGGCAUGAGGGUGGUAGUUUGGCGUUUUCUUUAGAUAAGAUGGUUUAUGUGAAGAAACUAUAAGAAAGCUUGAUCAAAAGAUGAAAAAAAUCAUAAAUCUUUUAUCUGAGCUUCUGGGAUGAGGCUCAUAGCUCUUGAAGACCAGAACUGUUUGUCAGUAUGUGGGGACAGCUGUUUAUCUGUGUUCACCAAACGGCGAAUAGAAGUCAUUUUUGGUGUUAUGUAGGAUGGACGUGUGAAUAGUAUUCUGGCAUCAGGCAGCACAAAGCAAAGCUUGUGUCCUGCCAUUUUAGAGGUGAUUUCGGUCCAGUCUCAGGGUCUGUGGACAAUAAUGGGAAACUGAAUGUUACUGACAAGUUCCUGCAUUGAGUCAGUUCUUUACCUCUCAGAUAUUCCUAGACUAUCUAUGAUGUUAAAAUAUUUACUUCUUUUUAAUUAUUCCUGGUUAACAUUGUAUAAGUGCUUUCCUGACUUCCUCACCACCUCCUCUGUUUGAGUUGUGCUACAGUGAAUUAAAUAUACUUUCCAAAAAGAA
Molecule: messenger RNA, 5573 nt
Organism: Cavia porcellus (domestic guinea pig)
Lineage: Eukaryota; Metazoa; Chordata; Mammalia; Rodentia; Caviidae
Gene: Itgb3
Product: integrin subunit beta 3
Exons: 15
Coding region: 308-2674 (788 amino acids)
Biological process (GO): cell migration; integrin-mediated signaling pathway; cell-matrix adhesion
Cellular component (GO): cell surface; focal adhesion; integrin complex
Molecular function (GO): fibronectin binding; fibrinogen binding; integrin binding
Source: RefSeq, a predicted model, not a curated record